This is a messenger RNA of Symbiodinium sp. CCMP2592, 717 nucleotides long. The record is from the annotation of a GenBank genome assembly. Lineage: Eukaryota; Dinophyceae; Suessiales; Symbiodiniaceae.
GAGGCAUUGGCCCAACGUUAUGCGGGCGAGCGCAUUUAUGGAUUCGAAUUGCUGGCGGGCUUGUUGAUACGCAGCGAAGCCAUUGUGGCCGUGGCACGUGGUGGAGCGGAGUUUGGCCCGAGGGCACUGGGACACCGAUCCUUCUUGGCAGCUGCGCAUAAGGGAGAGCUGAAAGCAAGGCUGAACCGGCUGAAGCACCGGAAAUGGUACCGGCCAUGCGCUCCCAUCGUGGCCAGGGAAGAUUUAGAGUUGCUUUUCCAGCCAGGACCUGAUUUGGUCCAUGGCAUUCCCUACAUGAGCUUCGCGCCUCCCUUGCAGAAAUGGGUCGAGAAGUGGUUGCCAGGCAUCACCCACUUGGACGGAACAGCUCGGCCUCAAAGUGUAGAUGAAGUGGAUGAUCCUUGGAUGCAUUCCUUGUUGGCCGAAGUACGACAGGAAAUGGCCCAGAAGUUUCAGGAUUCCGGACGGGGUGAAAUUCCUCACAAAGUGGGGGUGUUAAUCAACACUUCCCUAAACCCGAAGGGGAUGCCUAUAGCUUCAGAUCCCAUGGAUAUCUUGCAGCUCUUUUGCGCACCCGGCGGCCAUGAAUUGGAUUUCGUGCUGUUGGAAGAGACCUGGCUCAUUGAACGCCGUACCGCCAUGCUGGCAGGGCUGUGUGAACACCACCCGUCAGCCGCAGACGCAGUGGCCUUCCCGGACGGAUUGCCUGUAAUCUGA